AUGUCGUUCAAUGAAAAGUUUCAGGCUGGAGAAUCCUACAAGGACACCUCCAAGGAGGACCCUUCGGGUCUUCUCGACAACCCUGAGAAGCUCGUUGCGGACCUAAUCAAGGACUAUUCUGGUGUCCGGAGCCAAGCUAGCCCCGCUGAUCUCCUGGCUCUUGUCAAACAGCUUCUCCAGAAGGGUCAGCCUCUUGAUGACAAGAAGGGAACAACUGAGAUGCUUAUUGGCAUUCUCACCGCCCUGCCUCGUUCUUCCAAGGCUCGCACCGCUCUGACAAACAAGCUCAUUGACACUCUCUGGAACAACCUCCAACAUCCCCCACUGAGCUACGUCGGUGGCGACGUCAAGUAUGAGGUCGCCAACUCGGACAAGCCAGAGCAUAAGGAUCACUGCAAGGUAUACGAUACCAUUGAGUUCAAGGUGCCAGGCACCAAUGUUACCCUCCGAGAACAAGUCCCUCAAGCACCCGACGGUCUGCACCAGUACCGUAUGCCUGAUGGAAGCUUUAACAAUAUUCUUGAGCCGAACUUGGGCAGAGCUGGUACUCCUUAUGCCAAGUCAGUCAGAUCUGAGAAGCGUCUCCAUGGUGUCAAGCCCGACCCUGGUCUACUCUUUGAUCUUCUCAUGGCUCGUGGUGAAGGCGACUUCAAGGAGAACCCAGCUGGUAUCUCCUCCAUGCUGUUCUACCACGCUGCCAUUAUUAUCCAUGACAUCUUCCGCACAAACCGCACAGACAUGAACAAGUCUGACACAUCGUCAUACCUUGAUCUUGCACCCUUGUACGGUUCAUCUCUCAAGGAUCAGCUUGAGAUCCGUACCAUGAAAGAGGGUAAGCUCAAGCCUGAUACCUUCCAUGAGAAGCGUCUCCUGGGCCAGCCUGCUGGUGUAAAUGUGAUGCUUGUUCUCUACAGUCGUUUCCACAACUAUGUUGCCGACAUCCUGCUCAAGAUCAACGAGAACGGACGUUUCUCGCUAUCAACACCCCCCAAUGCCUCUGAAGAAGACAAGGCGAAGGCAAUUGCCAAGCAGGACCAUGACCUCUUCAACGUGGCUCGUCUCAUCACAGGUGGCUUGUACAUCAACAUCUGUCUUCAUGACUACCUUCGAGCCAUCACCAACACACAUCACUCCGCCAGUGACUGGACUCUGGACCCUCGUGUUGCUAUUGAUAAGCAAUUUGAUGGCGACGGUGUCCCUCGUGGUGUUGGAAACCAAGUCAGCGUCGAGUUCAACCUCCUCUACCGCUUCCACUCAUGUAUCUCCCAAAGGGAUGAACGUUGGAUUAACGACUUCUUCCUUAAGCUCUUCCCUGGUCGCAAGGCCGAAGAUCUUCAGGAUGUCAGCUGGACCGAACUUGGACAGGCUCUUCUGACUUUUGAAGCCAACACUCCCAAGGAUCCCAGUGUCCGAACCUUUGACGGACUCGAGCGUCAGGCUGAUGGCACGUUCAAGGAUGAAGACCUUGUUCGUAUCCUCAAGACAGCUAUGGAAGACCCUGCCGGCUGCUUCGGUGCUCGCAUGGUUCCCAAGGCCCUCAAGGUCGUCGAAGUCCUUGGUAUUAUCCAGGGCCGAAAAUGGCAAUGUGCUUCUCUCAACGAGUUCCGUGAAUUCUUCGGACUCAAGCGAUAUAACCAGUUCAGCGACAUCAACUCAGAUCCCGAGAUUGCAAACAUUCUCGAGAAGCUGUACACUGAUCCUGACAUGGUUGAGCUCUAUCCUGGUCUCAUGAUUGAGGACAUCAAACCCCAGCGCAACCCUGGAUCUGGUAUUAUGCCAACCUACUCUGUUGGUCGGGCUGUUCUUUCUGACGCCAUCACGCUUGUGCGAUCAGACAGAUUCAACACCAUUGAUUACACGGUGUCCAACCUCACGGCAUGGGGUUACAAUGAGGUCCAGCAGGACUACAAGACACUCGGUGGCUCGAUGCUGUACAAGCUCAUCCAGCGUGGUGUUCCCAACUGGUUCCCAUACAACUCAGUUGCUGUCAUGCAGCCCAUGUACACCAAGAGCGCCAACGAGAAGAUCGCCAAGGAGAUUGGCACCUUUGACCAGUUUACAACGGCUGAUCCCAAGCCACCGGCCAAGGUUGCUGUGACGAUGUCCAGUGAAACCAUCAAGAAGGUACUCAGUAAUACCCAGCAAUACGUGGUGCCCUGGCUCAAGCCUUUGAACGAUCUGUUCCCAGGCAAGAAGGACUAUGGUUUCUUCAUGCUUGCUGGAGAUGAGCAGAAGAACUACCAACACCGAGCCGACUGGCAAAAGGCAAUGAAGAAGGUCCCCAAUCUCCAUGAUGCUGUCCACACAUUCAUUGAGCGUGAGGGUGCCAAACUCAUCAAGAAGGAGACCUUCACUUUCAAGAAGGGUCUAGACCAGAUCGACAUCAUCCGCGAUGUGGCAGUUCCUCUCAACGCACAGCUUCUGUCAGACAUGUUCUACUUUGACAUGCGCACCGAUGAGAACCCCGACGGAGAGCUCGGUGCUGCUGAAUUGUACCGCAGCCUUCUUGACAUCCGAAUUUGGGGCGUCAACAACAAUGAUCCCGCCCAGGCAUGGAACCGCCGACGUCGUGCACAGGAGGGUGUCAAGAAGAUAUACGAGUCGACCAAGAAGCUUGUUGCUGAGGUCGAUGUUGGACGUCCUCGGGGUAUUGGCCUGAUUUCUGCCGUUUCUAACAGAAUCGGUGCCAGGUCGUACCUCAAGAAGGAUUCGCUACGCUCCUGUGGUCUCAAACUUGUCGAGGAGCUUCUUGCACAGGGCAAUUCGAUUGACCAUGUCACCGACAACCUCUGGCUCACCGCAUUUGGUGGUAUUGGUGUUCCUGUUACAACUUUCUACGAAGUUUUGUCAUUCUUCCUGCGUCCCGAGAACCAGUCCAUUUGGGCCGAAGUCCAAGCUAUUGCGCAGAAGGGCGAUGAAGCAACACUUCACGCCUAUGUCGCUGAAGCUCAACGCAUGACCAGCUCUCAGCGCAACGUUCGCGUGUCCAAGGGAUCGGGUGAAGUCGAUGGUCAAUCCAUCACUCCCGGCACAGCAGUCGUUCUUAUGCUUGGCGAGGCUGGACGCAACGCCAAGGAAAUUCCGGACGCAGACAAGUUCAACGCUCAGCGCAAGGCCCAAGAUGUUUCAGCUUUCAGCUAUGGUCAACACGAGUGCCUUGCCAAGGACCUCGCCCUUGCCUUUGUUACCGGUCUUAUCAAGCUUGUUGCUGAUCUCAAGGAACUUCGACCCGCGCCUGGCCAAAUGGGAACAGUCAAGACCAUCCGUGUUGGUACUGAGAAGGCUUAUCUCAACGACAGUUGGUCGUACCUUGGAUUCGAUGCUAGCACUUGGAAGGUUCAUUUCAACGGGCAUGGAAAGGGUAACUUUGAAGGUGACAGAGUCCCGACAAAGAGCACCCCUAUCCAAGAAUACUACUCCCUGCUACAGAAGCGCAAGGAUGAGAUUUUGGGUCGAUAG
Fusarium coffeatum is the source of this 3459-nucleotide messenger RNA. RefSeq lists its product as uncharacterized. The coding region runs from base 1 to 3459 and encodes 1152 amino acids. Gene Ontology annotation, molecular function: oxidoreductase activity, acting on paired donors, with incorporation or reduction of molecular oxygen; peroxidase activity; monooxygenase activity. The transcript has 5 exons. NCBI's taxonomy places the organism in Eukaryota, Fungi, Ascomycota, Sordariomycetes, Hypocreales, Nectriaceae. Gene Ontology annotation, biological process: response to oxidative stress. The record is from RefSeq and is a predicted model, not a curated record.